AUGGAGGAUUCUACCCAGAGGCGCUCGAGCGCUAUUCCGCGAUUGUCAAAGCUCCCUCUACCUCGGCCGACGUCAGGAAUUCCAAAGUCAGCUUCAGCUCUACCAAGACCUACAUCAGUUAUUCGUCCUUCGCCCUCAAGGGAGAGCUUGGGCGGCGGCGAGCUACGGAAUCCUAGGCUUCGACCCUCUAUGUCAAGAGACCAACUGCGAACUGGUCAACCAGAUCUUCAACAAAGAGCUCAGCGACUGCGACCUGCAGUAUCCAGAGAUAAUCUCAACCUCAACGCUGGGACAAGACGCACCUCAGCACUCAUAUCAAAACCUGCCCAACUAUCACCCGCAAAGCCCUUUGCCCAGCGAAUUCCUUCCACACCUCAUCGAUCGAUAGAGCGACAGGCUGAUAUCAUCGAGGAGCAAUCUACCACACCUCCGUACGAGCCUCCCGGUGAAGCCAUUGGUGUACAGUUUGACGGAAACAUCUUCCCUCGCCAAUUAACUCUUACAAGGAGGCCUUCGGAGAGUUUUGCAGUUUCACCACUUUACGAUCCGCCCAACAACAUAUUUGAUCCCAACUAUUCAGCCAGGCCACAGACGGCCUCGACCGAUGACGAUGAUCGAUCCGAUACACUUGGGGCUCGAUCUCUCAAGCCUAGACCUUCUCUGUCAGAAAGGACAGCCGAGACUCUUGCAAAUAUUCCCUCUUCCCCUGCUUUGAGGAAGACUUCAAACUUCUAUGACCAGGGACCACGAGUUGGUAGCAGUCCUCGUUCAAGAGCAGGUAGUGGCGCUUCUAGACCAGGAUCUAGCUACGCUUCAGAUGGAUCAACAAGACAGUCUUCGAAGGCAGGAAGUCGACCAGGUUCUAGUUCAGGACAGUCUGACCUUGGCUUCAACAACUUUCGGGCUUCAGCAAGUGUCCAGAGAAAGCCGUUGACACCCAUCGAGGGAACGCCCCGCAAGCGGUCUUCGACUGUUGUGAGGACGACACCGGGCAAACUGCCGGGAAUGCCGCCACCGUUCGCUGAAGCAAGAAGCCCGAGCCCAGGAAAGACGACUAUACCGACUCCAAAGUCAGGCUCCAAGUCCAUGGCCCUACGGCCUGCGAAGACGAGGGCUCCUGUGCAGGGUCUGUUCAAGAAGCCGUCAUUGCCUGCGCUGAACAAGGCUUCGUUGCGCGGGGCUUCUGACCGGCGUGUUUCCGUGAACUCGGCGUCAACUGGAUCCUGGGACGGUACGAUUCCUUCCAGCGCUUCAUCUCACAACACCUCCAUGACUGGCGACUCAGCCGAGCCUGGAACACCCCCUUCAGCUCGCAAAUCCUCCGCUGCGCUCCGUGAACAGAUCGCCAAGGCAAAAGCUGCGAAGAGGGCUCAGAUGAAGCAAGUGGCCGAGAAUGAAGUAGAACAUGUCGGCGGCGAGACAUCAAUAGUUCCCCAGGAUACUGGUUUCGACUUUGGCAUGAGCCAGGACGAUCCGUUCAACCUACGCCGAGGAGAAGAUCCCAAGAAGAAGGUUCUGCAAAACCGUGUUAGUACCGCAAGGACAACGGGAAGACUUAACAUUGCUGCCCUGCACUUGAAGGAGAUUCCGGUGGAGGUGCUAAAGAUGUAUGAUCUGGAGAGCAUUGGUGAUGGAAGCUGGGCAGAAAGCGUGGAUUUGACCAGAUUUGUCGCUGCGGACAACGAGUUUGAAGAGCUUGAUGACUUUGUGUUUCCUGACACACAUCCCGCAUCAUUUGAUGAAGAGCAGGCUAGCCAAGGGAACAUCUUUGCUGGACUGGAAACUCUCGACAUGCAUGGCAACCUUCUCGUCAAUGUCCCUCUAGGACUGCGUCGGUUGUCUUGCCUGACUUCAUUGAACUUGUCUUCCAACCGCCUCACGAACAACUGCCUGGACACGAUCGCGCAAGUCACCUCUUUGCGCGACUUAAAGCUUGGAAACAAUCUCUUCUACGGUCCUCUCAAUCCCAUUCUCGCAAGUCUGAGUGAGCUGGAAAUACUUGACGUGCAUGGUAACAACAUCUCUGCGCUCCCUCACAAGAUUGAGAACAUGUCUCGUCUUCGCAUUCUUAACUUGAGCGAAAACAGCUUCGAAUCUCUGCCUUUCGAUAGCCUUGCUACGCUUCCUAUCACUGAGCUGAACAUCAGGAAGAACAAGCUAAAGGGCACUCUUAUCGAGGAACCAAUUGGCUGUCUGCCCCAGCUGCAUACACUGGAUGCCUCGGCAAACCAGUUGGAAAGACUGGUGCCGUUGGGCUCUGCAAUUGACUUGCCGGUUUUGCAUUCUCUCUCCUUGUCUAUGAACCGACUGCAGGGACUACCAGACAUGACGACCUGGUCGAACUUGUUGACGCUAUCGGUUGAGGAGAACAGCAUCUCGGGCAUUCCUAAUAGCUUCACGAGCCUGGAUAGACUCCGUCAUGCUGAUUUCUCUAGUAACGAUAUCAGGGUGAUUCCUCCCGAGGUUUCGAGAAUGGAUAACUUGUCCAUGAUCCGACUAAGCGGAAACCCCCUGCGUGACAAGAAGUUCCUUUCCAUCACUACCGAGGAGCUCAAGAUUGUUCUUUCUGGACGCUUGGAACCGCCACCUCCGUAUCAAGAGCCUGAAUCUGAGGAUGGACUUGCGGAUGUUCUAGGCGAUGCAAAGGUUGGUGGCUCCAGCGCUGGCACGGCGCGAUCAGAAGAUGAAGAUUAUCGGUCUGAUGAUAACUUUGCCACCCCUCCACAGAGUCCUAAUCGCUCUCGUUCGCAUACAGUAUCGAGCCGUCGCUCUCGAUCGCACACUCUAUCGAACCAGUCAUGGCCGGUAAAGCCUGGUGGUAUCUUGGACCGAUCUCAAACCGAGUCAUCAUCACUCCACCCUGUCGUAUGCUCAAAGGUUGCGGCCGAACAUCGGGUUCGCCAAAUCUUCCUUCAGAACAACCUUUUCGCUACUCUGCCGAACUCGCUUAGCUUUUUUGCCGAGACAUUGACAGCCCUGUCCUUGUCUCACAAUCAACUGGUAGGCGAGGCUUAUCUGACUGAGGAACUGGACCUACCAGCAUUGAGGGAACUUAACCUGGCAUCGAACCACAUCACUGGUCUCAAAGCGCUCACGGAGUUCCUACAUGCGCCAAGUCUGGAGAAGAUCGAUAUUACCAUGAACAGACUCAACUCUCUCCCGACAGAUCUUAAGGAGGCUUUCCCUAGCCUGAAUGUCCUCCUGGCGAGCAACAAUCACAUCACGGAUCUUGAGCCAGAAAUGAUCAAGGGCCUGAAAAUUGUGGACUUGAGCAACAACGACAUUGCUCACUUAAACCCACGCAUCGGCCUUCUUGGGGGCCUUGGUGGUCUUGAGAGAUUUGAAGUAGCAGGCAACCGAUUCAGGGUUCCUCGAUGGAACGUGAUUGAGCGAGGCACAGAUGCUACUCUGAGAUGGCUCAGGGGGCGUGUUCCUGUCGCUGAGAUGGGCGCUUGGCAGGGCGACGACAAUGAGCCUGACGUGGAUUGA
Fusarium sp. VM40 is the source of this 3489-nucleotide messenger RNA. The record is from the annotation of a GenBank genome assembly. NCBI's taxonomy places the organism in Eukaryota, Fungi, Ascomycota, Sordariomycetes, Hypocreales, Nectriaceae.